Cuscuta europaea is the source of this 2272-nucleotide messenger RNA. Lineage: Eukaryota; Viridiplantae; Streptophyta; Magnoliopsida; Solanales; Convolvulaceae. The record is from the annotation of a GenBank genome assembly.
CGAAAGCCAAGCUGUAGAGAUUUGGCUCCACGACCCGUGGUUGCACCACUCCCCCCCCCCUUUCUUUUUUACGUUUUAUUUGUUCUCUUUGUUUCUCGAGUUCGACAGUUGAUUUCUAGGGAUAGAAAGUGAGAAUCUUUUGAUUGGGAUUACCGAGAGCUAGAGACAAAAGGGCGACUCCACUCUAGGGAAGGGUAGUGUGGUUGGAGAAAGAGAGAAUGUCGAAGAAGAAAGCAACGAUGACCUUGAAAGACUUCCAUGGCGGUUCUAUUCCUUCCGAUCUUCCUCUCCCAUCUGCCCCUGGCGUAAUUGUUAGGCCAUUGGAUCGCCAAAUGCAUUGGGGGACCACCACAGGAAGAAUUGAUCAUCAUAAACUGCGUCCUGGAUCAGCAGGAACUUCAAGAAACUUUGAUGAAAAAACACCUUUCCUCAGUCAAAAUGCUCUCAUUGGCCGUAAUUUCGACGAGGAUGAGAGGAAGCCAUUGGAUGGGGGGACACCAGGCGGCCCCCGCCGGAUGGUUAGUGAUGACAUCAUUUAUUCUCAAUCGAGCCAUGUUGAACCCAAGAGCAGACCGCUAUCAGCACCUCUGUCUCAGAUUUCAAGCACUACAUCUAGUGGUUCAUAUGCAUCAAGAUUUUCAGAAGUUAAGAAUAACCUUAGAGUAAAUCCACAAACUUCAAGUGGAAACAUUCGUGUAAAUACAAAUUCUUCAAAUGCUUGGGGAUUAAAGAAAGAGACAAUAGGUAUGAAGGAAUCCUUGGUUACUACUGGAUGGUCUGCUCAGGAAACAGCAUCUAAGUUGGUCCAUGCCAGUGCACUUGACAAGAUCUCAUCUGGUAGGUGGAAUUCAAAACAACAUAUGAGCUCCCCAACAGAAGGCCAAAAGUAUGAUCUUAGUGCCUGCAGCAAUACAAAUGCGGUUGAUGUAGGGAAUUAUAAGAACAAUGAGAGAGUUCAAUCUCCUGUAAUCAUAGAGAGCCACGAAAAAAGAGCUUCGAUUAUAAAUGUCCAUGGAGGAGUUCAUAAUUUCCAACAUGCGGGCAGAUACAGUGAAUCCGAAGUUGUGUCAUCGGUGGCUUCAGAAUCAUCAGAGAGGCCCAAGUUAAAACUGCUUCCUAGAUCUAAGCCAGUAGAAAGUUAUGAACCACCUGUAUUGGGGCAGCAGCAGCAUAGUGAACCUAUUCAUCUUGAAUAUGGUGGGAAUAUACCUGGAUCCAGCAACCCUGCCAAACAUGAACCUGUCGGGUAUAAAAGUGGUGACCGAGCUGCUGAGCGUCCUAAGCUGAAUUUGAAGCCUCGUUCACAGCUUUCUGAACAGUUAAACGAAAUCGAAAGCAAAAGGAACACUGUUUUUGGUGGUGCUCGCCCAAGAGAAAUGGUUCUAAAGGAAAGGGGCUUUGACCAUGCAGGUGAUUGUGACCGUCAAUCACUCUCUAGGAACAAACAAGACAUGACAACACAUCAUGCUACCCGUUAUAAUAACACAGAAAGUGCUGAGAAUAAUGUCGUCAUAAUCGACAAUAAUAAUAGAUGGGACCCACUUAGAACGGAUGUGCAGAGGAGAAAUAGGCAGGGUGAGAAGGUGAGGAACAAUAGCAGAAACAGUGAUAGUCAGGAAAGGCCAUCUUCACCAGAGACAUGGCGGCGAAAACCCGUUAACGAGCAGCCAACAGUGCUUCCCGGCAGUGCUCAUGGAGGGGCUAGGUUUGGGAAGGUAGCCUCUGCAGUUGAGCUUGCCACUGCCUUUUCCAAAUCAGUCUCCGAUCCGUGUCUUGCCGAUCGUUUUUCUGGCCAGAGAAAUGUACCCUCCACUGCUCGGCCCUUUUCUAGGUUGAUGGGUCCCCCCUCUAGGCCUCAGGCUCAGAUCAAUAGUUACUAAAGCUGGGAAAGGAUGGAUUGGAUGUAUCUGAUUCUAUCUACGAAUCCUCAGUUGGGGGUAAUCAUCUCUCUUUCAGUAUUACAUCAAGCAUAUACAUUGAUUGAAACUUCUCAGAACCUGCAACCGAAAGACAGAGUCAGAGAACAGAAGAAAAAUAGAAAAUGUUUCUUCAUAUAUGUUUUCAUAAUCUGAGAAUAAUUUUAGAAAUAUGAUUUGGAUUCCGCAAUUCGAUUUGCUGCUCAACGGCUCUGUCAAUAGAGGAUUUAAUUGUGGCAACUUUUUUAAAUUAUUAACAUCGUGCUAUUGUUUUGUGAUGCUUUUCUCUUAUUGUGUAUUUGUUGUACCUGAAAUUAAGUCUUGAUUGCAUUAUUGGAUUUUUGCUUGGUUCUUGG